Molecule: messenger RNA, 885 nt
Organism: Trichosurus vulpecula (common brushtail)
Lineage: Eukaryota; Metazoa; Chordata; Mammalia; Diprotodontia; Phalangeridae
Gene: POLR3G
Product: RNA polymerase III subunit G
Biological process (GO): transcription by RNA polymerase III; cell population proliferation
Cellular component (GO): RNA polymerase III complex
Source: RefSeq, a predicted model, not a curated record
AUGGGCGUCGCGGGGCAGCGCCUUCCAAUUGCAGCGCAGAGCCCACUGCAGCAGGGAGAGAGAGCGCGGAAAGCGGCUCCUUCUCGCUCCACCCUCCUCACCCCGGGGUGGAUCAAACUGCAGCAAAGGCAGGGAGGGGAGGCAGAGACAGCGUCGUCUGCAAAGCCACAGGUCCCGCGCGAACGAGGGGGAGGGAUUCUAAUGGCUGGAAACAGAGGAAGAGGACGUGCUUCUUUUACCUUUAACAUUGAGGCUAUCGGUUUUGCUAGAGGUGAAAAGUUACCUGAUGUGGUGUUGAAACCUCCACCGCUAUAUCCUGACACAGAUUAUAAGCCAGUGCCUCUCAAAGCAGGAGAAGCAGAAGAAUACAUGUUGGCCUUAAAACAGGAGUUUAGAGCAACCAUGAAAAGAACACCUUAUUUUAUGGACACAGAGGAAGAAAAACAAGAAAUUGAAAGAUACAGUAAAAGAUAUCUGAAAAAUUACAAAGAAGAUGAUUUGGAAUGGGUACCAGAUUGGAGAAGACUCCCAAGAGAGAUGAUGCCAAGAAAAAAGUUGACAAAAGCAGGACCCAAACGCCAAAGGACAAAAGGUACAGCCAAAGUUGCUACGGUCAUGAGUACUGUGGAUGUAUUGAAAAAAAUUGAGGACUUGGAAAAGAAAGGUGACGAAGAAAAAUCAGAUGAGGAAACUGAUGAGAAAGAAGGAGGCAAAGGGAAAAGGAAAGAUGAUGAUGACGAUGAAGAGGAUGAAGCGGCUGAUGAACAAGAAGAGUAUGAUGAAGAAGAGCAGGAAGAGGAAAAUGAUUACAUCAAUUCUUACUUUGACAAUGGAGAUGAUUUUGGUGCAGAAAGUGAUGACAACAUGGACGAAGCAACAUAUUAG